AUGUCUAUCUUCUACUUCUCGAUCAAGUUCUUCGUAUGGAUUGCACUGCUCGUCGUGCAUGUCGCUAAUGGGGCGGUAUUUCUCUUCUUCUGGAUCAACCACCGGAGUCAGGUCGGGAUGAUGUCUAUUUGGAUCGUUGAAGCGGCCAUUAGCCUCAUGCUUCUUGCGCGCAUGGCCGUCUACAUCUACUACCGUAACAGGAUGGGCGGCGCUCAUAUAAGGAAGCUACACGAUGAAUGGGACGGCUGGAGCUUGAUGUGGGCCGCUAUGUGGGACAUGAUCAAACUCGCGUUCAUAGCCUUCCAAAUCGCUCCUAGCGACGUCGACCGUCCCGGAAGCUUACCAACGGACUUCGCCGCUCUCGGAGUAUCGAACCCCAUCCUGGCUUCUGCCUUGCUCCUCAUACCUUCCGUGCUCACCAACGCCAUCGAAUGGCCGCUGUUCUCCCAGGUCGACAAAAGCAACUGGAACGGCACCUACGAUGACCAUUGGCUCAACCGUCCUCUGGUGCGACCGCCGCCCCGACCCUUCCGCCCUUUCGCCUUCCCAGCUCCCAACGAGAACUUCUCUGCGAGGAUAGUUGCGGUGCAGCACGGCUCGCCCCCCGAAAUGUGGGCGCACAAGCCUGGCGAACGCGAUCGCCGCCGGGUCGCUAUGCCGCAGCCUCUGGUACAACCUGCGAAGCCGACAUACGAUCACAGGGCCCCGCGCCGGCUUCGCACACCGCCGCCGAUCAAGACGACGUGGAACCAGUGGUACAUCACUCCCGGAGAAGCUUACUGA
Messenger RNA from Dichomitus squalens LYAD-421 SS1, 783 nucleotides. RefSeq lists its product as uncharacterized. The transcript has 6 exons. The coding region runs from base 1 to 783 and encodes 260 amino acids. The record is from RefSeq and is a predicted model, not a curated record. Lineage: Eukaryota; Fungi; Basidiomycota; Agaricomycetes; Polyporales; Polyporaceae.